This is a messenger RNA of Paramecium tetraurelia, 1182 nucleotides long. RefSeq lists its product as uncharacterized. Gene Ontology annotation, molecular function: ATP binding; protein serine/threonine kinase activity. Gene Ontology annotation, cellular component: nucleus; cytoplasm. The record is from RefSeq and is a predicted model, not a curated record. Lineage: Eukaryota; Ciliophora; Oligohymenophorea; Peniculida; Parameciidae. Gene Ontology annotation, biological process: protein phosphorylation; mitotic DNA damage checkpoint signaling. The transcript is spliced from 5 exons.
AUGUAUUGCAUAAGAAAGCACUUUUUACUUGAUAAAAGCUAUUUUAUAUACAUUAACCAAGACAGCAUAGAUAUCGGGGAAGUAAUAUUUUGGUUAAUAGUUAAGUCUAAUUAAAAAAUCAAGUAUGCGAUCCCAAUGAAUUUACAAACUAUAAUCGAUUGGAAAGUAAACAGAGAAAAUCAAAAAUUGGAAGCAUUUGCAGUGCGUUGGAAGGGAAAAUGGAAGUUCUUUUAUGCUGAUUAGAAUGUAUUACUAAGAGUUAAGGAACAUAUGGAUAGAAAAGUGGCGUAUAAAAGCAUGGAUUCUUUCUUUACUAUUACGGAAAAAAUAGAAGCCACCCAAUAAAGUUCUAUUCUAUUAGUAUAGAGAAAUGAGAAUGAAUAAAUUUUUGUUUGUAAGGAGAUGAAGAAACUGAAAAAAUAUUCCUAAUUAUUAUUUCAAAAUGAAGUUGAAGCACUGAAAUAAUUGUCUCAUAAAAAUUUGGUAAAGCUUAUUGAAGUCUAUGAAUCUGAAGAAUAAUAUUCGAUAGUGAUGGAAUAUCUAAAAGGUGGUUCAUUAAAUCAGUGUCUUAAGUAUUGUAAAUUGAAGAAUCGUGAGGUAGACGUCAUAAUACAAUAAAUUAUGGAGGGAAUUAAUUACAUUCACUAAAGUGGAUUUGUACAUAGAGAUAUGAAACCAGAUAAUAUAGUAUUUAAUGAUUUGGGUUAAUUUUCACAAUUAAAAAUAAUUGACUUUGGAAUUACAAAAAGGAUAGAGGAUUUGGAAAAAGAAAAGGAUAUGAAAUUUGGAACUCCUGGAUACAUGGCACCUGAAAUUUUUGAUUACAAAUAAAAAAUAACCGAAAAAGUAGAUAUUUUUGCUUGUGGUGUUAUGCUCUACUAAAUGUUGACUGGGUAAAAAUUAAUACCUGGAAGUAGUUCAAAAUUAAUAUAGGAAAAUAACAAGAACUUUAACUUAAGCAAUUAAAUAUUGUCCAAAAUAAAACAUCCUGACUUUAGAAUUCUUGUUUCAUAAAUGUUAGAAAAAGAUCCAGAAAAAAGAAUUAGUGCACUUCAAACUUUAAAUUAUUUAAAUUUGAUGAAAAUCCCUUCAGUGGCAGUAUCGACAUCAAUUUAGAUCCUCCAUCAUCAUGAACCUGUCUAAUAAUUGCCUAAUUUCAAAAAAUUGAUUGAUAAAUAAUGA